AUGGUGAAAACUCGUGGAGCUUCCUCUAAGAAGACCCCUGCUUCUCAAUCCAGAAAGGUGUCCUCUCCAUCGCCUCCUCCAUCUGUGUCAACGGCGCCUCCAUCUAAUCCAGCACCUGCCACAUCUGUUGGGAAAACUUGCAAAUCCAAGGCGCGCAAGAAGGUGUUCUCCCUCUCUAAUGAACACCCCAUGGUGUUUCCAGAUAUCACAGCUGAUAUUGUUGAUGUUGCACCACCAUCUGAAGUGGUGGUGCCCUCUCGAGCCAAGAACCUAUCUCCUCUUCCGAUUGAAUCGUCUCUGACGGCUAGGGCAAAAUCAAAAUCUGUUUCAUCUUCUUCCAAAGCUCCUGCUGCUGGGUUACUCAAACUGCCAUUGAAGCCGAGCCAGCCCAAGAAAAAUUAUGUGGCUCCAAAAAGAAAAUUGGGGUUGGACUCGUCUUCUUCCCCCUUGACUGCUACCAAGAAAAGAUUGAAGGCUCAUCCCCCUUCUCCGACUUCCUCCGAUUUUGACCCUGAGGACGGAAAAUCUGAAUCUGAAGCAACCUGUGAUACCACCUUAUCUGAUGAAACUGUUCCUGACAAUGCAGAAUCAGAGGCUGAGUCUGAUGAACCAGAACAAGAAGACAUUGUCCCCUCUGAACAAGAAGUCGAAUCUGACACAGAGCCAGUUGCAUCUCCUUUGUCAUCCAAGGCUAAAGGCAAGAGACCUAUUUUUGAUUCUACACCAUCUCCAAAACGUUCAGGUGUAAAUUUCAAACCCUAUUCUUCAACUUUUUGUUAUAAUGAUAAUGCUUGUGAUAUGGUUCUCUAUGCUUAA
This is a messenger RNA of Humulus lupulus (European hop), 816 nucleotides long. RefSeq lists its product as uncharacterized. The record is from RefSeq and is a predicted model, not a curated record. Bases 1 to 816 code for a protein of 271 amino acids. The transcript has a single exon. NCBI's taxonomy places the organism in Eukaryota, Viridiplantae, Streptophyta, Magnoliopsida, Rosales, Cannabaceae.